CAAAACAUUGCGGUCUUACUUGAGAAGAAAAUUCAGUGAUCCAAGUUUCGUUAGGGAUAUCAUGGAAUCUAUGAGUCAAAGCGGCAUUUUACUGAAGGUUAUCCGCCAGUCCUCUGGCGUGUACAUUUGCUAUUCCGAUGGGGUGCGGAAAAUUCGCCCCCGACUGGUCUGCACUUCCGAGUAUGAAUCCAGAGUUGAAGAGGAUAUUUGGGAUGAAGACCAAGACCUUUUCCCGGAAUCGGACUCCCAAGACCUGUUCAACUCCGUCUCUGCGGCUAAAAAGCCCAGAUUGGAUGAAGAAGACAAGGAUGAACAACUGUUGUUUAAGUAUAAAACUCCGGUUAUAGCCUUUGCAGACUAUCAAGGCCAAUUGUUUUCCUUGCAUAAAAAGUCAUCUACUCAUGUGUAUGUUGAGAUUUGCCAAAUAUCAACUUGGACCUGCGCGAAUUCGUGCUUGGUCAAGAUUCCCCUGUCAAAGGUCCCGAGGACAGAGGGUGAAUACUGGAUGCACGUUCUUCCAAUCGGUCAUGUGGUGCCGGAGUUAACUGAUUUGAUGUCAUCUCAGGACUUGGAUCUGUCCCAUAUCUUACUCGUAAAGAUACCCUUUCAAAGAUUAUUUGUCGUGCCCAUCGCUUAUGGUGGAAAUGUGGAGACACUUUUGCAGGUCCCCGAAAAGUUGGAUGUCUCGAGCAAGGUGGAUAUUUUCGUGAAACUUUACCAUUAUCGUGACGUGGAGCACUCCUUACAUGAAGAUAUCAUCGACCGGAUAUUACGAAGUGCUCAAAUUUCUUUAGAAAGCAGUCACAACUUCAUUGCCAGAGAGGAUAUCAAAGAGGUAAUCCCUUUUCAAGAUGGAUUCCUUAUGCUGCUUCGUGACGGCAAGUUGUGGGAAUAUUAUAAGAUUGGGAACACAGUGCGUAGAACUCUAAUUCCUGUUCAGCUUGUCGCUAUGAUUCAUUUCAGUUGGGACGGAUCUGGGGUGAUCUUGACCCAAACUUAUGACCAAUAUCUAAUGAAACUGCCCUUUAAUGAGUCUUUGGAUAUCGCUGACACUUCUAGGACAGAUUUAAAACUGAUUCAAGAAGCUUUGGACAAUGUAGAAGAACUAGAACGCCUCAACCAAAUUCGAAUGACUCAAGAAACGGUGUUGAAACAAAUCAAAGUUGGUGCUUCUUUAAAGGAGCAUCAAGACCUUGGGCAAAUGUUUAGUACCCAGAUUUCAAUUCACCCACUUAAAGUCUUCGAUUUGGACAAUGGGUUUAGAUCUAGUAUCAAGUUUCUGAAUGAAUCCACUUUUGAUCUGAUGGGCAAGUUUUGGUCCCUUCACAUAGCAUUCACAACUAAGGACUCCUCAUUGUCAUGCUGUCAUACAAUUGACCUGCCCCAAGAACUAAAACAUGGAUCGAGUUUUUCCGCUCAGAUUGAUGUACCUGAAGAAAUCCGACGGCUUCACCAUCUACCAAUCGAAGUCCGCGGAGAUUUGGAGUUCAAUUCAAAGUUUAACCUAAAAAGCUCUAUCCUGUUCAAAACAGUUUUCAAAGUCCAAUUGAACACCGUUCAUUUUCUCUCGGUUGUAUCCGAUUCCACAAAUGAUCUUAUCUUCAACCCUUACAAUCAGAAUUCAUGCGAAGAUUUGAUCCGGGACUGGACUAUAUCCAAGUAUCCUUCGUUAUCCCUGAAUGUUUUGAAGAAACAAACUCGUUUGUCCACGAUCCAUGUUGAAAUGACAUCGGAAAUGCUUCAAAAUUUCAAAGACAUGAGUCUGUUCCGUGCCAUCUUAGAUGGUUCUCGGUCAGUGUAUAAUCUCAUUUUAUUCCACCAUGGCUUAACUCUAAGUGUGACCGACAAAAAAUGGACAAUCUCUGGGACAGACGGGAACAUCCUCGAGAAAGUGUACUUGGAUUUGUGUCAUUUCAAAAGAACUUUUGCUCUUCAAUGCAACGAGGGUAAGGUGGAGGUGCCCAAAGCAAUGGCGUCCAAGGCGUUUGAGCUCCAUUAUGAGCUUGGAUUGCUAGAUCAAGACGAUCCAACAGAUGAAAACCUUGCCAUUUUGAAUCAGUGCAUGGAAGCAUUCAAAUUGGACAUUGGCGCUAAACUCUGCUGAGUCAAAGGAACUGAAGCAUCGGGGCCCCGCACACAGCCUUCAUGGGCUCAUUUUGAUCUAUUUUGAUCCUGCACGAAAUUUUACACGUACACAACGCAACAGCACAGUCUUAAAGGGUGGCUAUGGCUCAAGUUUUUUUUUAAAUGUAUACCCCCAAUUGAUUACAUGAAUAAAGGACCCUCCAAUCGUACCUAGAUUAAUGAUCAGUUCUAGAAAAUAUAUUUUAUUUUGUCACCGACACGUGGUGUACACAAAGCUAGACGAAUAAAUAACAUUGUAGUUCAUCUUUUCAAAUGUAAUAAUAGGUCACCCUGUUUGUGUGUUGGAGAGAAAUCCCUAGAGAUCAACCGACGAAGGUGUGGAGUACCUCUCUCACCAAGGAAAAGUGACAAUUUAUUACCAUUGCGAGCUCUGUAAGCAUGGACUUGGAGCAUAUUUUGUGUUCACUCCCCAGAAAAAACAUGGCCAAUUUCAUACCAACACCGUACAUCGAACCCAUCGAUUAGCGACUUUUGCACACUUGUUUGUACGAAGGUGGUUGGUUUUCCCCACAAUUGUUUCAAUUGCUCUGUUGCCUGUCCCAACUACGUAUCGGUGGUACAAUCCACAUUUGUUAAAAUACCCGGACUAACUUGGCUCAAGUAGGAUGAGCAGUGUAAAUCAAGGCGGCCCAGGGUUGGGAGAUGGUAAACUAUCGCGAUUAGGAUCCCUUGUGUGGCUGACUGGAGUGAAGUUUGCUCCCACGAGACUACCGUUUGCCCUUGCUCUCACAUUUCGCAAUAUUUGUAGGCAUUUCAAGAUGCUCACUCGACCGAAGUCCAAUGACUUAGUCUUGCUGGGUUUGAUGUUUGGCACCGGAAUGGUCAUGUACUUAUUAAUGCUGAUCGUCCUGGGGCAAGUACCAGAGGAAUUCCAUUCCCAUUGGUUAGUGAC
This is a messenger RNA of Tigriopus californicus, 3037 nucleotides long. It is a transcript of the gene sll, whose product is annotated as adenosine 3'-phospho 5'-phosphosulfate transporter 1-like. Gene Ontology annotation, cellular component: endoplasmic reticulum membrane; Golgi membrane. Bases 62 to 2104 code for a protein of 680 amino acids. NCBI's taxonomy places the organism in Eukaryota, Metazoa, Arthropoda, Copepoda, Harpacticoida, Harpacticidae. Gene Ontology annotation, biological process: transmembrane transport. The transcript is spliced from 2 exons. The record is from RefSeq and is a predicted model, not a curated record. Gene Ontology annotation, molecular function: 3'-phosphoadenosine 5'-phosphosulfate transmembrane transporter activity.